AUGCUGAAACUACUCACAUUUCUUUUAUAUAUAACUCUGGUAUCGAGUAUAUGUGGUCCAGAACAAACCAAUAUCAAUGAAGGUAGACGAUUAUGCUGUUACUAUGAUUCACUAAAAAUUCCAACAAUUGGCAUUGGUUUCAACUUACGACGUGGAGAUGCCAACACUGUCCUGUCGAAAUACAAUUUAAAACUUUCAAAUGUUUUACAUGAUUGUCAAAGAAAUACAAGUAAAAAUUGUCUGACUGACAGUCAAGUUGAUGAGAUCUUUUACAAUAUAUCAUAUCCUGAAGCCGCAUCAUGUGUUGAUCAAUAUGUCCCUAAUUUACCUCCCAUUAAACGAGCAGCUAUUAUUGAUGUAGCUUUUGCUGGUUGUCGAACACUGAAUAAAUUCGUUAAGAUGAAAAAAGCUUUACAAAAACAAGAUUGGACAACAGCUGCAAAUGAAUUAAAAGCAUCAAAAUGGUGUGUGCAAGUGAAAGACAACCGAUGCGAUUCAGAUUACGAUUGUAUUAGAUAUCUUUGA
Messenger RNA from Rotaria sp. Silwood2, 525 nucleotides. The record is from the annotation of a GenBank genome assembly. NCBI's taxonomy places the organism in Eukaryota, Metazoa, Rotifera, Eurotatoria, Philodinida, Philodinidae.